AUGCUCUACGAUCUCAAUAUUCCUUGGUCAUCAAGUAAAGACCCUCUUGAUCUCCAAAGGACAAUCUCAUUUCUUUCAGAAUUAGGCUACGGCACCAUAGCUCUUAAUCACAUCCAAAGCGGACCGCUUCCUUCCACUAUAACAAACCCAAUACCUACGAAAUUCCUUUUCACAGUGCCUCCCAAAACAGUCAUUCUCCGCCGUUGCACCCUCACUCUCUCCGAUCCCUCCCUCAACCACCGUCUCUCAGCCAUUUCAUCCGCCUACGAUAUUGUCGCAAUUCGCCCUACCACAGAAAAGGCAUUUCUCGCAGCAUGUCUUAAUCUAGCUGAGCACUCUCUCAUAUCCCUUGAUCUCACACAACGAUAUCCAUUUCACUUCAAACCUAAGCCUCUCAUGGCUGCUAUACAUCGUGGCAUUAGAUUUGAGAUAUGUUACGCGCAAGCUACGAUGGAAGAUUCAAAUGCGCGCAAAAACUUUAUAAGUAAUUGUCUGGGCAUAUUCAGAGCUACGAGGGGAAGAGGGAUUGUCAUAAGUAGUGAAGCCAAGACUGCAUUGGGUAUCAGAGGCCCAGCAGAUGUAGUCAAUUUGAUGGCAGUAUGGGGAUUGGGUAGAGAAAGAGGCAUGGAAGGAUUGGGCGACAAUCCAAGAUCGGUGGUUAUAAAUGAGGGACUAAAAAGAAGUUCUUACAGAGGAUUGGUGGAUGUGGUUUAUGGUGGUGAACGGAGCGUUGCGAAGGACACUGAAAUCAGCGAGGCACAGAAGACUAAAGUAAAUAAUGGGGAAAAGGGAAAGGGAAAAAGGAAAGCCGAUGAUAAUAAUGAGGUGAAGGAGAACGAGCAACCCCAGAUAAGUAAGAGACAGGCAAAGAAACAGAGGAUGGAAGCCUUGAAAGCCGCCGACUCCAAUUCGAGCUCAUCGAAGGAAACAUCUCCUACAGCUCCUGCAAUUAUAGAUACUAAUAAUAUAAUAAAAGCGAAAGCUAAUAGUUGA
Botrytis sinoallii is the source of this 993-nucleotide messenger RNA. RefSeq lists its product as uncharacterized. Gene Ontology annotation, cellular component: nucleolar ribonuclease P complex. The transcript has a single exon. The record is from RefSeq and is a predicted model, not a curated record. The coding region runs from base 1 to 993 and encodes 330 amino acids. Gene Ontology annotation, molecular function: RNA binding. NCBI's taxonomy places the organism in Eukaryota, Fungi, Ascomycota, Leotiomycetes, Helotiales, Sclerotiniaceae. Gene Ontology annotation, biological process: tRNA processing.